This is a messenger RNA of Pelobates fuscus (common spadefoot toad), 2220 nucleotides long. It is a transcript of the gene DUSP6, whose product is annotated as dual specificity phosphatase 6. Bases 94 to 1233 code for a protein of 379 amino acids. Gene Ontology annotation, biological process: regulation of heart growth; protein dephosphorylation; positive regulation of apoptotic process. The record is from RefSeq and is a predicted model, not a curated record. Gene Ontology annotation, molecular function: MAP kinase tyrosine phosphatase activity; protein tyrosine/threonine phosphatase activity; MAP kinase tyrosine/serine/threonine phosphatase activity. NCBI's taxonomy places the organism in Eukaryota, Metazoa, Chordata, Amphibia, Anura, Pelobatidae. Gene Ontology annotation, cellular component: cytoplasm; cytosol. The transcript is spliced from 3 exons.
CCACCUACUUACCCAGUACCUACCGCUCUCCAUCUCCCGGCGGGCUGCCUGCCCAUGCCCCAGUAGCCAGGCCUUGCCCCGAGCGAGCCCUCAAUGAUAGACAAGCUGAGACCCGUUCUCCCCGCUGCAGACAUGGCGGUCAGUAAGUCGGUGGCCUGGCUGAACGAGCAGCUGCAGAUGGCCGGGGACCGCCUGCUGCUCAUGGACUGCCGGCCGCUGGAGCUCUACGAGUCGUCCCACAUCGAGGCGGCCAUCAACGUGGCCAUCCCGGGCAUCAUGCUGCGCCGGCUGAAGAAGGGGAACCUGCCCAUCCGCUCCCUCUUCACCAGCGGGGAGGACCGGGACAGGUUCGCCCGGCGCUGCGGGACCGACACGGUCAUCCUGUACGACGAGAGCAGCAGCGAGUGGAACGAGAACACGGGCGGGGAGUCCGUGCUGGGGCUGCUCAUGAAACGGCUGAAGGACGAGGGCUGCAAGGCUUAUUACCUGGAAGGUGGUUUCAACAAAUUCCAGGCUGAGUUUCCUGUGCAUUGUGAGACAAAUCUGGACAGUUCAUGCAGCAGUAGUUCCCCACCAGUGCUUGGUUUGGGAGGCCUUAGGAUCAGCUCGGAUUCUUCAUCUGAUAUAGAGUCUGACAUUGACAGAGACCCUGUCAGUGCAACCGAUUCUGAUGGAAGUCCCCUUUCCAAUACCCAGCCAUCAUUCCCAGUUGAAAUUCUGCCCUAUCUGUACCUCGGCUGUGCCAAGGAUUCUACUAACCUGGAUGUCUUGGAAGAGUUUGGCAUAAAGUACAUCCUAAAUGUGACCCCAAACCUGCCUAAUCUUUUUGAGAAUGCUGGGGAGUUUAGGUACAAGCAGAUUCCCAUCUCGGACCACUGGAGCCAAAACCUGUCACAGUUUUUCCCCGAAGCGAUCUCAUUUAUUGAUGAAGCCCGGGGCAAAAGUUGUGGUGUUCUGGUGCAUUGUUUGGCAGGGAUCAGUCGCUCCGUAACAGUUACUGUGGCCUAUCUCAUGCAGAAGCUGAAUCUUUCUAUGAAUGAUGCAUAUGACAUUGUGAAAAUGAAGAAGUCUAACAUCUCUCCUAACUUUAACUUCAUGGGUCAACUUCUGGAUUUUGAGAGGACAUUGGGUCUUAGCAGCCCGUGUGAUAAUCGGGUUCCUUCUCAGCAGUUAUAUUUCACUAGUGCAGGAAACCAAAAUGUGUUUCAAGUAGAUACUCUACAGUCCACGUGAAACGUGCUCGCACUUAAAUGUUGGUGAUAAUCAUUCCUAUAAAGAAAAUUCUUUUAGGCUGCUUUGAGAAAGUUGUUGACAGCCCUAUGCGAUUUUGGUUCAAGAAGUUCCUGUGUGAAUCAAAGUUUCUUAAAGUUGCAGAAUUGCAAUGGGAGAGAGAGAUGAUUAGUCAAUGUAUCCAAAUGACUUGGAGAAGAAACUUUAAAUGCCUUGGAAAGAUUUGGAAUGCUCAUCGGCACACACUGUCUUAAUGAUACAGUGGCUUUUUGAGAUCCAAACAAAUGCAGAGCUGGACCUUGCGUAUGACCUACAUUCUGUAAAAUUCAGAAGAAUGUUGUUCCAUUCAUGUCUUCUGUGAAGACUGGUUCUCCUAAAAAUUCAAGGAGCCAAAGAAAUGUGUAAACUUCUAAAUAAUUUGAAGUAUUGACUUUUUAUGUUUCGUUUCUACAUAGUACUGUAAAUAUUUACUUUUAUAUGUAGCAUUGUCUGCUCAUCCCUAAAACGUAGAGGUGGGGUUGAGUACACUUUCUUCCUUUACACUUUAAUUUGAAAAUGUUUGUAGCAUAUCAAUGUUUGAGGGUUUGUGCAUUUUGAUGCACAAAAAAUUUAAAGAUUUUUUUUCUGUAUUUUUGUUUAUUCAUAUAUGGCUGUAACUUACAUAUGGCUUGUUGCCUGAGCUCUUAUAUAUAUAUAUAUUUUUUUUUCUUUUUAACACAUUAAUUGUUCUGAAACUUAAUGUGAAUUACCUCUUGCUCUUACUCUUCUAUUUUAGGGAGCCUCACCUCAAAUGCUGUAUUUUUCAAGUAUGUAAACUGGAAAAAAUGUGUGUACCACUGUCAUGCAAACGUUUAUAUUGCACAUUGAUUGCCAAUAAGGGAGAAAUGUUACUCUCCCAAAUGUCCACGGAGUUAAAGUUUUAAGAUUAAGUUUAUUAUAGAAAUGUAAAUCUUUAAAUUAUUAAUAAAUUACUAUUUUGGUUAUUGAAAA